AUGUUUUGUCUUUUCCUGAGCUGUGUCUUGAUCGUCUUCUGUUAUGACAAAGAAAUUGGCUCUUCAGGUUUCUUACUGUACUCAAGACUGUUCUUGGAGUUGCACCUGAAGCUCAAAUGUUUUAUUGUUUGGUAUUUUUCACAUCGUAACCUGACCCGGUUCAUUUGUUUCCCAGGUCCAUGGGGAAGAUGCAUGGGCAGCGACUGCGGCCCGGGAGGCAGCCAAAGCCGGGCGGUCUGGUGUGCCCAUGUGGAAGGCUGGACGACGCUACACACCAACUGUGACCAGGGCCAGCGUCCCUCCAACCAGAGGAACUGUUUCCGUGUGUGCGACUGGCACAAGGACCUUUACGACUGGCAACUGGGUGCCUGGAAUGUGUGCGUGCCAGUUUCGGCGAGGACCUUAUGGGCCUCGCGGCCGUUCACGUGCAGUGGAGGUGAGGAGGGCAUUCAGACCCGGGAGGUGGGCUGCAUACUCAAAUCGGACGAGUCUCCAGCGGAGGAUGCCAUCUGUGAGUACUUUGAGCCCAAGCCUCGCCUGGAGCAGGCGUGUUUGAUCCCUUGCCCUCAGGAUUGUGUGCUUUCCGAGUAUUCGCCAUGGACGUCCUGCUCCAAAACGUGUGGAACGGGCCUCAGGAACAGGGUCCGCAGUGUCCUGGUUCCUCCACUUUUCGGGGGCGCGGUUUGUCUCAACCUAACCGAGUUCCAGUCCUGUAAGCCGGGGCCUUGCACGGGUCCAGAGGGCAUGUACAGUCUCAGGGUCGGACCGUGGAGCCCUUGCGCCCUCCCACAGACUCGAACGGCACGCCAAGUUAAGCGCAGGAAAGGAAAAGGCCAGGGGCUCAGGGAGCGUGCCGGGGUCAAAGAUCCAGAGACCAGGGAGCUAAUCCAGAAGAAACGAACCAGGAACCGCCUCAACCGGCAAGAGAGUCCGUUCUGGGACAUCCAGGUGGGCUACCAGACCCGGGACGUGACCUGCAUACACAGGAAUGGCAGCACUGUGGCUCGCAAGUGAGUGGCAACAUUUUCUAUGUUAAUGUGAGAUGAAGUUCAUUUGUUUUGUAUUUUUUGUCUCUUAGCACUUUUAUACCCCACUUCAAUUUUGUUGCUUCGGCAAUGAUGAGACAUUCAUUUCAAAAUAAGGCAAUUCUCUUCUAUGUUCGAGGCAUUUAGCAGAGAUAACGCAUUUAUUGAAUCUAUAUUAGUCUCAUUUUAUGUUUUUUCUUGUAUUUAUUGUCAACAUUUCCAUCCAUCUAUUUAUAUUUGUCACCAACUAAACUGCUGUACCUUCGACGUUUAGUUGUCCUCAAGUCGGUGCAUUUCUAACGAGAUGCCAAAUCUGUCCUCCUGAAGGUUUUCUCUUCUCCCUGUCGGGAGGUGACACGCGGCGGAGGAUGUUUACCGGCUGUGUGUUUGCCACCGCUGUGCCUGUCAGAGCAAUGAAGCACAACUCACCACAGUGUAUCUGAUGUCAGCCUCAUGGAAGUGGCAAAGCAACUCACUUUGUGACAUGAGAUCAAUCUUAGUGUGUUACUUUUCAAAAUAAGGCAAUUUUCUGAGUUUUGUCCUCGAAUGGAUGUGUGAUGACGUGUUAUGAGAAAUGAUGAUAUGUUAAGAAGAGCGCCACUCAAAAUGACUUCACUCGAUAAGACAUGAAGUCAAAUUGCUACAGAAGAUCUUCUAAAAUAGACAACGGGAAGCUUUGGUUUCUGUAUUUUAAGGUUAAGGUUACAACUUCUGGAGAAGUUUAAGGACCAGUUCGCCCAAAUAACGGAAUAUAAAAAACAGGUUUUCUCACGUACCAAGCCAUGUAGAAAAGGUAAGUUAAAUGUCCAAAACUGUCUAAAAGGCUAGACAAUGCUAAAAAAAAGUAGUUUCUCUGAUUUAAGGGUCAAAUGUGUGAUGAUAAGCUGCAAAGGUGUCAGUAAAGAAAAUGACUCGAAAAGAAGCAGCCAAGGCAGAAUGAGAGAUUAAACUACAACAACUAAAAUGUUAAACAGUAUCAAGUCAAAGAUCAUUACCUGAAUAGGUAAUUGAUUUAGACCUUCAGUGGGCACUCUUAUCCUAAAUACAUGCUGUAAUUAUAUACGAGUGCCUCCAUUCGUAGUGUCGGUUAACCUCUGGCCCUGACGUUAGUAUUGCUGCGAGCUACAAAGUCCCGUUCUCUGACUACAAACGAGACGCAGCAAUAGCUCUCAAUUCACUCUCAUUUCUCAGCAGAAGUCUGUGCUUUAAAAUGUGCAUCAAACCUUUUACUUCCAAGAAAUGAAUCUGCCUCCAGCAGCAGAGAACCCCGUCACUGUAAAAAAAAAAACUCACAGACAGUUACUUUGUUGGUGUUAUCCCUCAUUAACCGCUCAUUUGACCCACUUAAACCUAAAACAACAGGACGUUUGAGCACCUAGAAAUCCACAGCUGCUGUCCGCUCUUCAGACUUUUGUUACGUUGAGGAUGUUGAUGACUUAAUUAAACAGGAAACCAUGAGUGAUUCUGGUUCUUGCCACAACAUGAAUUGCUGUUUUUCAUAUUAACCCUCUGAUGUUGAUCGGCGAUUCUUUUAAAGAUGAAUUCUUUCUGUGGAUCUUUCAUCUCUCUCUCUGUUCCUCGACUGACAGUAACUUAAAGAUGUCACCGUUCUUCCCGAGGAACUUGGAUUUGGGACUUUCGCAAGGUCUCUGAUCUCCAGGAAAGAAUCAGUGACAAUGUCAGCAAAGCAAGCCACAUCUGUCACAUACGACUGUACUCCAGGAUUUGAUCAAUUAUGAACUGAAUCUAUUCAUUAAUGCUUUGUUGGCGCAGAGCUCUCAGCAGUGACUGGGUUCAAACAUUUCAAAGGCAGCAUGAAAACAGCCCCCAUGCCCUUAGGAGCAUAAAUAUUAAUCCUUGACUUGUUUAUGUCUCGUCCUGAAAUAUUAAUAGUUGUUUUUGCCACUUUCGUAAAAGUGGAACAAACUUCCCAGUGAAGCGAUAACCCAGUCGUUUCCUCGCCAGACGCGCUCUGAACAUCUUUCUCACUUCAUUUCCAAUUUAGUUUGAUGAACAUCUGUCAUUGAGCCGUUACUUUCUCCAUCGUCCUGCGCUCAUCCCAAACAGGGCCCCCUCCUCAUAACGCUGCUGGGGUCGUAUUAAUCGAGCUGUUAAUUAUUCUGCUGUGCCACAUUACAUCAUUGAAUUAAAGGGUCAUUUUCAUUCGCCUUUAGGGGCUCUUUAAUCACUCGACCCACAUGGAAUUAUGUUUUUAGACCAUUUUAUCGGCUGUGUUUUAAUGCAGCUCAAGUAAUGAGCCUACAAGUGUGGAAAUGUGGAAACUUUCUGACUGCUUUUAUUUAGUGUGGGAGCCCUCGGACUCCAUUGUCGCGAGUCGCUGCUGUGUGAAACCUACAGGCUUAGAAAAGAGCAUUUUCCAGACUUCCUCUUACUUAUUUAAAUAGGGAAUGAUUGUGUCCUCAUUCUGUCUGGAUGACUGAGAUGAAGAAAUAAUGACUCCUUUCUCCCGCAACUUUGAAAUCUCCACCAAAAUGUUCAGGCAUGCACACAACCAGCGGAGAAGACUCAAAGGAUCCACAUGCAGCGAAAAGAAAUGGGUCAUUGGCUGCAUUAGGGGCUUUUUUUAAGAAAAACAUCUGUGACAGGAAAUCCAGCCAUCGCCCUCAUGCAUCACAUUCACUGUUAAAAUUCCUCUUUGCAAAAACGACUCCGGUGCACUCAGAGUGCUUUGUGGAAAAUCUUAAUUCUGUAUUUUUUUUUGUCGGUGUCACUUCACUAUCCACUUCAAAGACUGCAGAGGUGUUUUAAUCUGCAAAGAGAAGAGGAGAAAGAGACAACAUACUCGGCUCAUACAUUUCCUCAUCUGUACCCAGAGUCUGAGUCGCUGGAGGUGAGGUGUGGCGGCGACGUCUAAAUGAGAGGUUUCUAAAUGAAGCAGAGCCGUAAUUAGCACUAAUAGCUCGUCAGCUGCAACGCCCCGAGGGGAAACACAUCCACACUGAGGAGAGGAGAGCGGUCGGCUUUAGUUAGAACACAUUUCUAAUGAUUCGGAAGGAGCCCAAGGAGAGGACGAGUUAUUCAUUACAUCUAAAUGUAUUUACAUGAUCAAAAGAUGUGCGCCAGCGAUUGAUCGGAGGUUGUUUUUGGUUUUACUUAAGACUUCCACACACGACAUGCCACACCACUCCUGUUUUACACUGCUGUGUGUGUGUGUGUGUGUGUG
This is a messenger RNA of Anarrhichthys ocellatus (wolf-eel), 4209 nucleotides long. RefSeq names its product thrombospondin type-1 domain-containing protein 7A-like. Gene Ontology annotation, biological process: actin cytoskeleton organization. The record is from RefSeq and is a predicted model, not a curated record. The transcript has a single exon. Bases 1 to 1014 code for a protein of 337 amino acids. Lineage: Eukaryota; Metazoa; Chordata; Actinopteri; Perciformes; Anarhichadidae. Gene Ontology annotation, cellular component: plasma membrane.